UAGAGAAUGUGGAUCUAACCAAUGAAAUGUAGCGUUACAUGUGUGUUGUGUUGAGUCAGUUGCGCUAUCUACUAAUAAUACUAGCGCUAAAACAACAGCAGCAGUACAACAUAUCUACUGCUUGCUUUAUUACACUACUUAAUACUACUACUACUGCUUGAUAUAGUUGUGUAGAGCGAAGCUUGCAUUUAUUUGUAUUGUUACCUUUCGGAGGGCACCACGCAACGGGAGCAACACUUACUAAAAACAACACGACUACCAACCUAAAACAAAACACAAACACAUUCAAAAUCUUAUUGAAAGAGACAAUUGGGGAAGCAAAAUGAAUAAACGUUGUGGAAGGUGUUCGAAGCCCGUCUAUCCCACAGAGGAGUUAAAAUGCUUAGACAAGGUAUGGCACAAAAGUUGCUUCAAAUGCGAAGUCUGUGGAAUGACCUUAAAUAUGAAGAAUUACAAGGGAUAUGACAAAAAACCAUUUUGUGUGGCGCACUAUCCUACUACGAAAUUUACUUCAGUUGCCGAUACUCCCGAAAACAGGAGGAUAGCUACAAACACUAAAAUUCAAAGCAGUGUACAAUACCACAUGGACUUUGAGAAAAACAAGGACAAGUACACAGUUGUAGCAGACAACCCUGAUAUGCAACGGUGUUUGAUGGCUACAAAGAAUGCAAGUUUGGUCAACUACCACAGUGACUUUGAAAAACAAAAGGGUUCUUACACUGCUGUAGCUGAACCUAUUGAAUUGAAACAACAUUUGGAAAACACAAAGAACAUGAGUUUGGUAAACUACCACAGUGAUUUUGAGAAACAGAAGGGUUCCUAUACUGCUGUUGCAGAACCUAUGGAUGUAAAGCGACACUUGGAAAACACAAAAAACAUCAGCCUGGUAAACUACCACAGUGAUUUUGAGAAACAGAAAGGUUGCUAUACAAUGGUAGCAGAACCUAUGGAUAUAAAACAACAUUUGGAAAACACCAAAAAUAUCAGUCUGAUUCAGUACCACAGUGACUUCGAAAAGCAGAAAGGUAACGUCACACCCGUUGCUGACACUUUGGAAAUGAAGCGUCACACAGAAAAUGCAAGGAACAUUAGUUCGAUUCAGUAUCACAGUGACUUUGAAAAGCAGAAAGGGUCUGCAGCGAAAAUGACAGCAGAUUCUAUCGAGAUGAAGAGACAUCUGGAAAAUGCCAAGAAUGCCAGCAUGAUUAAAUAUCAUGAAGAUUUUGAGAAACAGAAAGGAAAACUCAUCACCAUUGCUGAUGAUCCAGAAUUGCAACGCAUCAAGCAGAAUACUCAGAUUCAGAGUGAGAUCAGCUAUAAGGGUAUCAAACAAACCCGGGAUUUUAUGGAACAACGACGACCAGAUCAAGCUGCUCAGGAUGGUCUUCCUCCUCCUCCUCCUAUGUCUUCUACUACUGCUGCAGCUGGUGGAGGUGGUAGUGGGGUCCCCACAAUUGGCAGCAUUGGGCGACCUGGUAAGAUCAGUGACUACGACCCCUACCAAGAGAAUUCAUCAUUCAGCUCCCCAUACUCUGCUAAGUCCCAGGCCACUACCAUUUAUGAUUCUAGAAUUGGACAAGUGGACAAAUCCAAAAAUACUUCAGCAGCUAAGACAGUUGAAAAAGUAGCCAAAGGCAAAGAAAGUUCUAAGUCAUCUAAGAAAGUUCGAUCUACAGUUGAGAAUGGUUCUUCUCGUCGCAUUGGAUCAAUUGCUGAUUAUGACCCUAUGAAUAACCAAUAUGGCUCCCUUGUAGCAGACCAGGAGCGGAAAGGUAGAGUGUAUGAUCCAGCUCCUGCACACCAUCAGAAUCCGUAUGCUGGAAAAGGGUUAGUGUCCAAGGCCAUCUAUGACUAUAGCGCUGCUGACACUGAUGAGGUUUCAUUUAUGGAAGGUGAUAUCAUUAUCCAUUGCCAGCCGAUUGAUCAGGGUUGGAUGGAAGGCACUGUUGAACGAACGGGUGAACGAGGAAUGUUGCCUUCCAACUAUGUACAAACACAAUCAGCAUGAGAAGCUGAAAGCUAACUCUCCUCUGAAAAUUGCCUAUUAUAGCCUGCGUCUCAGACCUUUGAUUCCCCCACCCCUCCAGCUUUCCCCCCAAAUCAGGCUAGGCCUAUCAAAUUUAAGAUUUCGAUACACAUAUACCUAUAUAGUUGAUAAUGUUUUGUGAAAACUUUCUUGUAGUUCAACAUCUCUACUAAUUAUUAGUUAUUUACUGUUGCACCUAUUUCCUUCGUUAUUUAUUUGAUUUUUUUUUUCAUGUCCUUCUUUUUUUCCUUCUUGAAUGAGUAUUUAAUCCUCUUUAGAUUUUUUUAAAAAAUGCUUUGGAAACAGUCCCGCCUCCCAGCCCCUUCUAAUGAGAAUAACUUCCUCUGUGCCUCCUUUUGUUAUUUUGCUCCGAUUUGUUUUUGCUUGUCUUGUUAAACACUUUGCAUUGAGUGUUUACAUAUUGACUUUGGCACAGCUCCUUCUUGAAGCACUGCAGCCACUCAGUUAUUUUCACUCGAGUGCUGUCUAACAUUAACUUCCUUGGUUUUAUCUAUUUUUAAAAAUUAUUUGAUCAGUUACUUUAGAAUUUUCAAAGACACUGACCUGCUUCAUAUUAUUUUUCCUUUUGUUUGCAGUAAUUUAGACUAUGAAAUAGAAUAUUAAGUUUUGUAUUUAAAAAUGACUUUUCAUUUACUAAUUGAUAAGGAAAUCUAAUAAACUGACCUCAGACUACAAUAACUGUUUUAGGAGUCCAGUAUGCUGCAUAUUUUCUUCAUUCAUGCAUAAAAAACAAACUGUUUGAUGGAUCAAUGCUUAUUGGAACAUAAGCUCGCAUACCAUCAGAUGAUCAGAAACUCCUUAGCACAAUAUAAACCUGAUUAAACUGGUCCUUAAUAUUUGCAACAUAAAUAAAUUCAAUUAUAUAUUUUCAGCUAAUCUUGAUAUUAAAACUUUUUCUCAAUUUAAAAUUCUUAUUUAUUUAUAUUUUUUUUAAUAACAAUUUCGUCUUUAAAAUGCUUCUUCUUUUAAUUUUUUUUAUAUAUAGCUAUAUAUAUAUUCUGGUAUUUCUGUAAGCAUUCUUGAAGGGCAUGGCCAUAUUUUUUUAAUUCUCUCUUUCUCCCUCUACUAUGAUUAAUUUCAUGUGGGGAAAGUUCCCACUGUCAGAUUUCAGCCAGUGCUCAAACAGCUCUCUUUCUUCUGGGUGUCAGGUGAAUGCUAUGUCAUUCUGUCUGAUACCUAGCAUCUGUUCACAGGUGCCCACAGGAAGCCUUAUUGUACCCUGGCUGCUGCAGCUUCCUGCAACUAGGGGAUGUUACUGUUAACAUUGCUUGUAAAUAUUAGCUUUCCUUUUUAUUUUAUUAUUAUUUUUAAUUUCCAUUUUGUUUUAUUUACUCAAACAUACUAUAAAAUAUAAUUUAUACAUUGUCCAUUUUUUUUUUGUCAUAAUUUGAAUGUGUAAUACUUGGCCAUAAUCUGCGCACGGUCUAAAUAUAUUUUAUGAAGAUUCUGGGUAAAAAUGAAAAGACUCUGAAGCAAUACAAAUCUCCUUAACAAUGACUUCCUUUUAAAAUAAUUUCAUCUUAUUUUAUCCUCUUGAAAUUGAUCGACCCAAUGUGUAACUGAGGAAAAGCAAUUAGUAAUAUGUGAAUAACAUGUGACAAUGAUAUAUUUCUGAAAUGCUGGCUCAACUAACUUGGAGAUUUUCUGUUUGGCUGCCCUCUAGAACUUUUGAAAGUCUGAACUAGUUCCACUGGCACAAGUGUUACAUUUAGUAACAUAGUAUAUAGCAUUGGUUUUAUAAUUAUUAUUUUUUGUUUAUCUUUUUUAUUAAUAAAAUUCAUGAAACUAUUUUUUUUUUUUUUUUUGGAAAUAAAAGUUGUUUCAGAAAUGAUUUGUAUGAAGUGUAGAUUUUUUUUUUCGAAUCUUUACUUCUUUAUCUCCCUGCUGACCCUGUUAUAUCUGUAUAACUAUGUCUAGUCUCUAAAACAUGGACAUUCUAUAGACAAUAAAAGAAAAAAGACAGUUCCUGGAGUUCUAGUUCUAUGUAUGUACACACAUUUACACACCUGCAUGUGCACAUGUACAACAUUUGCAUGUAUGUUAUUUCAAGGUUGUGAUUUUCAAUUAGAGAAAACCCUACAAAACAAACGAAAUAAAAAAAAAACAAAUCAUUGCUCGUACUGUCUACUCUAAGAUUUGGUAAUGGUUAUGCCAGUUGGGUGUUAUUUAAAUUAUGGUUGUGACAUGAUUUAUCGGAAUUUUAUUUAUUUUAAACAUUUUAGAUUAAAGGACACGUUUUGUGUUGAUAAUCUCCCUUUAUUUCUUAGUUACUCAAAUGCCUUCCCAACCCUGGAUUUUUAUUAAAGCUAUCCUUGUUUUACUGAAGGAUGUGGAUUAAUGCAACAAGACCUGAUGAAUUACAACACUUUGUACAGCUAAUUUCUUUUACUUUGAAAUUCAAAUUGUAAUUGGGAUGAGAGAAUUUGUAAUAUUUCUUGACUUCUUGCAUGCUUCUAAGGUUUAUUGUGGAAUUCUGUUACCAUAUAAAAAUCUAUUUAGGAGACAAGAAAAUUAUUAAAAAAAAAAUCUAUAAAAUAACUUUUUUCUCUCUCCUUUUUUGAAAAUCUUUUUCGUUCUUUAAAUUGUGGCACAAUUUUGUAUAAUUCUUUUUUUUUUUUCUCUUUCUGAUUUGACUAUUCUAAAAAAAUAGUUAUCAAGAAAACAAAAAGUUGAAAUAAAACUCUGGGUUUAACUAGAAAAAUGUUUUGUGGAGUUGUCAGUUGUAGAUGUCUAUUUGUAAAUUAGUGUAAAUCAGUAUAUUGUUGUAUUUGCUCUUGAAGUUCAUUCUUCUAGUGUCUUUAGACAAACCGAUUCAGUAACUUCUUGGGUAGAGAAAAUAAAUGAAAUUCUUUUAGUGGUUCUUUUAGCCAAUGAACUGCCAUUUUUAUGGUUGAGUGAGAUUUUACUUUAGUUAGGAAAAAACAGUUCCACAGAGAAAGACAUUUAAUAAAUUCAGUAUCAUUAGAUAUAGUAAAUGUCAGUGGUCUGAAAUGUUUUCAAAGGUAAUUGAGAAAUUUCAAAUUUGAUUAGUAGCCAUAGCCUUAAGAUGAAUAAUGCAACAGCAGUUAAAAUUUCAUGGGAAACUGAUAAUGAAAGUAAAAUUAGAAAAAUAUUUUAAAACUUAAUAGUUCAAAUGGGCUGCUUAAUUUAAAGGAUAAUUUUAUGGGUUAACUAAAAUAAAAAUGCAAGGAAAUUAUGGUUUUUUAGCUGCAUGACAGGAUGUUUUUUUUUUCUUCUCAAUAUGCCAGCAAUAUAAUUGAAAAGUUUGUUCUUUUGAAGUCAGGAAUUCAAGUACAGACACAUCUAUAAAUGAUGUAAGAGGUAAAUGCAUAUUUUACUUUAGUGUUCUAGCUAACCAAUGUUUGCUGAAACCUGAGUUGAGCUAACCAUCUAAGUGGAUUUGUAGAGUCUUUGAGUAUUAAGAAAAAAAAGAUGUUUUAAUCUAAUGGAACAUCAUGUUUUGUAGUUGAAGAAUUCAGUGUGUGUGUGUGCGUGCAUAACUACUUUUCUCUUCGAAAUUUACAUAUGGUAGACUUGCUAUCUAUGAAAUUUUUUUAAAAAAUGUUUAAUUCUGAUUAUAAUCUUUUAGAGACUUUAAUCUGAAAACAGAGAUUUGGGAUUUGAAAUCAGAUCACUACAGCCACAUAAAAUAUAUUUUGAUAGUUUGUACUUAAAGAAUGUCAAUUGUUUUUUUUUUUCUUUCACUUGUAGAUUGACUAACGUGAUAUGGUAAUUAAUUAAUAAUAAAUAAAUCUCCAGUAGAAGUAAUACAUCUGUUAGCUUCUGGAACUGUGGAUUUUUUAUUUUUUAAAUCCUUUCUUUACAUAAUUAUUACAAGAAGAAUUUAAUAUUUAUUAUCUUCAGCUACAAGAAUCAGUAACGUAUUGUUUCUUAGAAUUUCUAUCUAGUAAUUAUUUCUACUUUUAAAUUUACAUUCUUGGAAGUAGCAUAUGUAAACAAUUUUUUUAGCCACAGCCUGUCUAAUAUUGGUACUUUUGCUCCAGAAACAUCUGUAGAACAGUCAUUCAACAGUUGACAGAAUUUAAGAAUGUGCCUUUGUAACCACUGGCAGCAGUCAAAUUGUCAGGAGAAUAAAUAGUAACAAUAAAAGGUUCAAAAGACUACAAAAAAUAUUAAUAAAAACA
Molecule: messenger RNA, 6192 nt
Organism: Octopus sinensis (East Asian common octopus)
Lineage: Eukaryota; Metazoa; Mollusca; Cephalopoda; Octopoda; Octopodidae
Product: LIM and SH3 domain protein 1
Exons: 17
Coding region: 323-2008 (561 amino acids)
Cellular component (GO): focal adhesion
Molecular function (GO): actin filament binding
Source: RefSeq, a predicted model, not a curated record